CUGCGAGGAAGACGUGAAAACCACUACUGAACUGUGCUGCCUUGGUAUUCGCAACCAAUAUCAAUUUAUCCCCCAAAAUAUCAACUCCAGUUUUCCCCACAUGUUCCUUCGACACUCGCCAAAGCAUGCCGUUGCCGGGGGAGACACCGCGCGUGGGUGGAGGCUCCAGUGUGUCAAUAAGACUGGAGGUGGAGCACUCCCUUUGGACUUUGGCAACGAGGCACAGCCCGCUUUGUUACUGACAGUUGUGGAAUGUGUCCAUGACAAUAACCCAGACGUACUACCGACACAACAGUCAUCAUCGUCCUUUCAGACGUACUUGACUGACAUGUUUACGACGCCGUUUCCUUGCAUGGAACCUAAUAGAAUCGAAUGGAAUAACAAGGGCUUCCCUCUCGUCUUUAGAGAGGGAAUACCCUUUUUUUUUAUUUUCCCCACAUGCGCUCGCUCUAGGCCACACCCAUUGUAUUGGCGACGCCUUGUUUAAAAAAAUAACUAAAUAAAAAAACGGACCCCAUUAAAACUGACAAUAUAUCAUAACAUAACCACACAAAUCACUGACAAAAAAUAAUGUAAUUAAAAAAAAAAGUGUUUUAUUUGUCUCUGUUGUCACGAGACGGUUUGGGGUCUCUGGGAGAAGGGUUAGGAAAGUCAAAUGACAGCUCAAACUGAAAGCCCUUCCUGCCUUUGAUUUUCAAAGUAAAACAUGAGGCAGGCUAUGAAGGAAAGAGAGUUUCUGUUAUACUUUGUCACAAAUGUGUCGCUGCAAUAUACUGACAUAUGUGGGAACUUUGGAGUGUGGGCCGUUAAGGUUGGCAAAGGAACAAUGAAACAUUUCGGAUGAAAAAGCAAAGGGAGAUUUUAGCUUGAAAGCAUGGGGUGUGUGUGUGUGUGUGUGUGUGUGUGUGUGUGUGUGUGGAGCGUUUGGUUGUGAGCUGAUAGCAGCUCUUGUCUGAAGGUGCAUCCUGUCACAGCUUAUCGGGAUAACGCGAGCGAAGUACCUCAGCGACUGUGUCAUCCUUCCAUCUUUGCCCUUUGAGCAUUUCUAGUGUCUGUUUUAAUUUUGAAAGCAGAAUUCUCUUGCUUCCUGUCCCAUGACGUCAACUUGAUGACUGCCUUUUAUCGGGGGCUCGAAGAACGGGGAGGACUUCAGCGUGGAGAAAGCCGCGUCUCUGUUUCACCGGCCCGACAAGUUGCAGCAGGAAGAGUCACUGGAUUGGAAGCGUUUGGCCUCAAGCUGGCCAACAUGGAACUCCUUUUUCUACUGGGAAGCAGCACGCACUCAAAGCUCACAUCUCUACUCUUCUUCUGCUGCUGCUGCUUUGUGUGGAGAUCAGAAGCCGACUGUCCCAUGCCUCAGAGAGGGAAAAACACCGUGUUGAGCGACCAGGCGCUCCUGAUGAAUACAUUUCCGGAGGGUUCCAACAUCACGUUGGUGUGUUUGAAUGGCUUUGAAAAAGAGUCGGGCUCGGAUGGCGUAAGUUGCCAGGAUGGCAACUGGACUCGUAUUGAGCUCCUCUGCAAAAAGAUCGACUGCGGUGUCCCUAAAUCUCAACUGAACAUGAAAUUCAACACCAGUGCCGGCACCCUCUUCAGGGACGUUGUGAAAGUCACGUGUGAUAAAGGUUACCAGAUUAGCGGCUCCAGCUACAAGCAGUGCUACCCAGGGGGCUGGAUGGGAAAAGCCAAGUGUCACAUUAAAACGUGCAAUAAGCCCGCAGAGGUGACCAACGGCAAAAACUCGUGGGAUUCCAAAGUCCUCCCAACGUACGGCCAGGUGAUCCUGUACAACUGCGAUGAAGGCUACACGCUCACUGGGAACGACACCGUCCAAUGCAGCGAGACGGGUGAAUACGACUCUUUGCCUCCAGAAUGCAAAGCGUCAACGAGUCAGUCGACCACGGCAGCGGCAGCUCAGAGAGAUAAAAUUAUCAUGGGCGGCGCAGAAGUCACCACGCGGCGAGAUGGCGGACGCGCGUUGACGACGGAGGAAGCGGUGGGGACGGCGGCGAGCAAUGUGACGCCAUGCCCGACAUCUUUCUUUCCAGAAACGCAUGACGCGGCCACAGGCGCCAACAAGGUUAUCGUGGUAUGCACAGGGGCGCUCUGUCUGCAUCUGUGUCUUCUCAGGAGGAAAGGCUCGUAUGACACCAGAGAAGACGUAAAGCCCGAGUUCUUACUUUUCCAAAACGUCUAGAAGUCCGGCCUCGCUCAAAGUUGGAAGCAUGCCUAUCUGCUGAAGAGCAUCUGGGAAGCCAGGAAGGACAUGCCAACACACUGGAGCAGUUCCUCUGAAGGGAAUCAAGGGAAAAAAAGGAAUUUGAUAAAUAAUAUUGCACUUCCACUGGCAGGCCAUUCUGUUGAGUCAAUGUGUCGCCAGUCCAAUGAUAGUCCACUGGUCAAGCACUUUCAUUUUUAUUGUUACAUUUGCCACGCAGUUGUAAAUAUUUAAUGUUACCGGAAGUAUUUUUUAUGAUAUUUUUGUAUAUUAAUAACUGGAAUAAAUUGUGUCGAUGGUCCCAAA
Molecule: messenger RNA, 2524 nt
Organism: Phyllopteryx taeniolatus (common seadragon)
Lineage: Eukaryota; Metazoa; Chordata; Actinopteri; Syngnathiformes; Syngnathidae
Product: E-selectin
Exons: 11
Coding region: 1109-2197 (362 amino acids)
Source: RefSeq, a predicted model, not a curated record